AUGAAGUUUGCUGACCAUCUAACCGAGUCUGCCAUCCCGGAAUGGAGGGACAAGUAUAUCGAUUAUAAGGUCGGCAAGAAGAAGCUUAGCCGCUACAAGGACCAGCUGGCCGCAGAAGAGGAGCGAUCCAGCUCCUUCCGGAGCUGGGUGCCCUCUAUGCCGGUAUACCAGAGCGGGUUCCAACAGAGAACCGGCGCUAACAGCCGGAGCGAUAGAGACUAUCGCUCCGGCCCCGCUUUCAAGAAGGACUAUUCCUCUCUGCAGAGGGAGUUUGUUGCUGAUUUCAUCGAGGACUGGCUGAUCUCGUUCCAGUUGAGCAAAUGUAACGAGUUCUAUCUCUGGCUGCUGAAGGAGUGCGACAAGAAGUUUGAGGUUCUGGAGUCGCAACUGCACUACUACGUGCUGCAGAAGAACUACGAGCGGGGCACUUUGAACCGGUCUAGUUCGACCGUCGACAUGUCGACGGGUCUGUAUGCGGCGGGCCACAGUGGGCGGUCGGACUCCAGGGUCAACAGCAUCGACAGUGAGAACCGGUCUGUUAUGUACGGGUCGAUGCCCUGCGCCAAAGAGGCCGAUAAGCCGCGGUUGUCGCUGCUGGCGUACUGUAAAAAAGUGCUAAAGGACAACAGGCUGUUGCCCUCGUGGCCCAAGCGAGGGUUUUCGUUGCUGCACGACUUGCAGCAGGAUGCGUCUUCCAGGGGCCGCGAGACGUUUGCCUUUGGCGCAUCGUUCUUGGAGACCAUGACCACCACGCAGGCGAAAAACCUGCUAAGCAACGCCAUAAUCGAGUACUACUUGUACUUGCAACUGGUCAAGUCGUUCCGGGACAUUAAUGUCACCGGGUUCCGUAAAAUGGUCAAGAAGUUCGACAAGGCGUGUCAUACAAGAGAACUGCCCACGUUCAUGUCGUACGCGAGGACCCAUUACAUCCUUUUCAGACACGCGGACGCCAACGUGCAAUUGGUUGCGCAAAAGAUGCAACAAAUAACCAGCUCGCAACCGGCAACCACCUCCGAGCUCUCCUCUGCUCAAAGAGACAAAGAGCCCAUCACUUGGUUGGAGACGCAGAUCACCGAAUGGUUCACCUCCGCGUUGACCAACUCUCCCAAGGACAGGAAGCACAACACCCACAAGUUGAAGAAACUGACCAUUCAGUACGCCAUCUCUGAACAGAUGGUCCAUAGAAAUAACAGAUCUAUUGUGCAGAUGCUUGUUGUUGGUCUGGGCAUGGGUGUGUCGAUGACUUUGAUCACUUACACUUUGUACUUGGCCAUUAGCUCUGAAGAGACCUCAUUUACACACAAGAUUUUGUUCCCAUUGUGGGGUGGUUGGUACAUGGUUUUGCUGAUUGCGUUCCUUUUCCUCGUCAAUUGUUUCAUCUGGCAUAGGACAGGGAUUAAUUAUAGAUUUAUUAUGCUGGGUGAAAUUCAAUCCAAGAACGGUACCCAAUUUUUCAACAAUGAUUUUGCCACGAGUAAAAUCCCCCUCAAAUUGUAUUUCUUAACCUUUUUCAUAGUGCCCUGUGCGGUCUGUUCCAUGUUGAGUUUCGCUUUGGAAAAGCUCACACCCCUAGGGUUCCUAUACAUUGGUAUUGUGACUAUUUUGUUCCUGUGUCCCUCUGGCCUCAUCCCAUAUUGGGAUAAAGUGGUACACACUAGGAAAUGGUUAGUCGUCACUUUUAUUAGACUGAUGAUGUCUGGUUUUUUCCCCGUCGAGUUUGGUGAUUUCUUCUUGGGGGACAUUAUAUGCUCGUUAACCUAUUCUAUUGCCGAUAUCGCCAUGUUUUUCUGCGUUUAUUCGCAUACUCGUAACGACUUAUGUGGUUCUUCGCAUUCCAGAGCUAUGGGCGCAUUGUCUUGCCUGCCCAGUUAUUGGAGAUUUAUGCAAUGUUUGCGAAGAUUUGCCGACUCCGGUGAUUGGUUCCCGCAUCUUUUGAACGCUGCUAAAUAUACUUUGGGUAUUGCCUAUAACGCCACACUUUGUGCUUACAGAUUGUCUGAUCGUUCGGAACAAAGAAGAACUCCCUUUAUUGUGUGUGCCACGUUGAAUUCGAUUCUUACUGCCGCCUGGGAUCUAGUCAUGGAUUGGUCCGUUGUGCACAACACUACAUCUUACAACUGGUUGCUAAGAGAUGAUUUAUACUUGGCUGGUAAGAAAAAUUGGGAAAACGGUAGCUAUUCAUUCAGCAGGAAAUUGGUCUACUAUUUUGCCAUGAUUUGGGACAUCCUCAUUAGAUUUGAAUGGAUUGUUUACGCCAUCGCCCCCCAAACAAUUCAACAAAGCGCCGUGACGUCAUUUAUUUUGGCUUCUUUGGAAGUGUUACGAAGAUUCGUUUGGAUCAUCUUCAGAGUCGAAAAUGAACAUGUUGCUAACGUUCAUCUUUUCAGAGUCACCGGUGACGCUCCCUUACCUUACCCAAUUGCUCAAGUCGGUGAUGAUUCCAUGGACAGUAACGAUUUAGGCUCAAAAACUUUCUCAUCAAUGAAUGAUAUUCCUGUCACGCCUUCGCAUGACAACAAUCCCCAUAGUUUUGCCGAACCCAUGCCCGCCUACCGUGGGACUUUCAGAAGAAGGUCCUCUGUAUUUGAAAAUAUCUCAAGGUCCAUUCCUUGGGCCCAUGCUACUGAUUUCCAAAGGCCAACAGUUAAUACUGUGGAUGACAGAUCGCCCGAAACAGACAGUGAAAGUGAAGUAGACAGUGUUAUGUGA
Saccharomyces kudriavzevii IFO 1802 is the source of this 2709-nucleotide messenger RNA. RefSeq names its product Syg1p (gene SYG1). NCBI's taxonomy places the organism in Eukaryota, Fungi, Ascomycota, Saccharomycetes, Saccharomycetales, Saccharomycetaceae. Bases 1 to 2709 code for a protein of 902 amino acids. Gene Ontology annotation, molecular function: inositol hexakisphosphate binding. The transcript has a single exon. The record is from RefSeq and is a predicted model, not a curated record. Gene Ontology annotation, cellular component: cytoplasm; plasma membrane; Golgi apparatus. Gene Ontology annotation, biological process: cellular response to phosphate starvation; phosphate ion transport.